CAUUCACGUUCAGUGAAGGACAAAGAGAUGAGAGCGCAGCCUGUGUGGCUGUCUGCAACACUGUUAGAGGGAGAAGCGAGAAUGACCGAAGAAAGAAAGAAAACGUUCCGGCGGACAGAGGUUCCUGUUGCAGCUGUUGCAGUCACUAGCCAACAAAGACCUUAUUAACGGGACAAAAGGCUAAAAAGAAAAGCUGCCACAAUUCACUACCUCAAAACAAAAAAGGAUACCCUAUGAAAUACAGGGAAGAGAAGAGAGAUUUCUUUCCUUCUGUUGUGAUGCUGAUUCUGCCAAAAUAAAAAGCUCAUCACUGAAGCUUUCCAUUUCAUCAGUGAGAGAAAGAGAGCGCUCUCCAGCAAUCUCUCCUUCACCAGUCGCUUCCCCCCCUCCCCUUGGAGCAAUCAACGGAUUAUUGCUAACUGUGCGGGAGGCAGCCUGCAGCUGCUGCGUCUACUGGUGGAGAACUGGCUAGUUAAGCUACUGACUGCAAUGUGCUGUUCAUAGCUGAUUUUAAAUCAGCCGAUCUUGGCAGAGGGUGAAACAGACUAGAGAGCGUGGAUACACUGAGAAAGAAAGAUCGACUGCAGCAGCAAAAAGGUGGGGAAUAAACAACAAAAAAAAUCUACAUAAUUCGCAUUGCCUGGAUUCUACACGAGCGAUGGAGCUUGCUCAACAGCUUUCUCAACUCAGAGGACAAACACCACGACUGUUGAUGGCGCCACUCUCUGGGGUAGAGGGGAUGCAUGCACCUGCAUAGCCGAUUGGGCCUCACCUCUGUUGGUCCUUUCUACUGUUUGGAUUUACUAGGAGCCAUUUUGUGAUUUUUUUUUAAAUUUAAGGAUGAUGAAGGAAAAAUAGCACUAGUAUCUAGUGCAAGAAAAAAAAGGAACUGCACUCUUGUAGAGGUAGGUGUGACAGGCCGUCCUCACUGCAUCUUUCUUUUCCCCCACCCCGUUCCCCUCCCUCUCUCAUUGUCGAUGGCUAAAGGCACUGGUUGCCUGCUGUGCCGGGGUAGAGCCGAUUUUCAAAUCAGUGCCGAACCCAGACUAUGGUGAAUUAUGAAUGUGCCACAUCAUGAAUCUCUUGUGGCAGGUAACUGUGCAUCACACCUGGAAUGCUGCCCUGGUUCUUCUCGUCUACCUCACGGUACGGAUGUGGAGUGUGUGCGAAGCGUCAAACAGAGAACAGAGUUGUCCAGUUAUCUGCUCCUGCAGUAAUCACUUCAGCAAAGUCGUCUGUACUCGCCGUGGUCUCAAAGAGGUCCCUCAAGGGAUCCCUUCUAAUACCCGGUACCUCAACCUUAUGGAGAACAAUAUCCAGCUCAUUAAGGCAGACACAUUCCGACACCUGUACCACAUGGAGGUCUUGCAACUCGGCCGGAAUUCGAUCCGGCAAAUAGAGGUUGGUGCAUUUAAUGGAUUGACUAGCCUUAACACACUGGAGUUAUUUGAGAACAGGCUGACUGUGAUACCAAGUGGCGCAUUUGAGUCCUUUUCAAAGCUGCGUGAAUUGUGGCUCAGGAACAACCCCAUUGAAAGCAUUCCAUCAUACGCUUUUAACAGGGUGCCAUCACUGCUGCGUCUGGAUUUGGGAGAGCUUAGAAAAUUAGAGUACAUCCUGGAUGGUGCUUUUGAGGGCUUAAUUAACUUAAAAUACCUUAACCUAGGGAUGUGUAAUCUGAGGGAUAUGCCUAAUCUCUCACCACUGGUGAGGCUGGAGGAAUUGGAAAUGUCUAGCAACCACUUCCCAGCAAUUAAACCAGGAUCAUUUCAGGGGCUAAAGUCACUAAAAAAGCUCUGGCUUAUGAACUCGCAAGUAAAUCUGAUUGAACGAAAUGCUUUUGAUGACCUCACUGCAUUGGUGGAGCUAAAUCUGGCCCAUAACAACCUUACUUCGCUGCCACAUGAUCUGUUUGCACCACUGAAGUACCUUGUGGAGUUGCACCUACAUCAUAAUCCAUGGAAUUGUGACUGCGAUAUUCUCUGGCUUGCCUGGUGGCUGAGGGAGUACAUCCCCACAAACUCUACUUGCUGUGGCCGGUGCCAUUCCCCAGCUCACAUGAGGGGGAAAUACUUGACCGAAGUAGACAAGGCCACUUUACAGUGCUCAAGGCCAGUCAUUGUGGAACCGCCACAAAACCUAAACAUCUCUGAAGGGAGAACGGCCAAAUUGAAAUGUCGAACAUCUUCCAUGUCAUCCGUCAGGUGGUUAUUGCCGAACAACACGGUAUUGAGUCAUGGAUCGACACAUCCGCGUAUAUCAGUAUUUAACAAUGGAACCCUAUACUUCAUGCAUGUUUUAAUAACAGAUGCUGGUACCUAUAAAUGUAUGGUCACCAAUGUGGAAGGAAAGGCUGAUGCAUCAGCCUUCCUGAGAGUAAGCAUGGCAGAGAUCAACACAUCAAAUUACACUUACUUUUCAACAGUUACCGUGGAAACGACGCCGGACAACGUUAGGACUAAAGUACCACCGUUUCUGUCGACCCCACCCACUUACAAGCCAGCAUUCAUCUCCACUCCCACAGUGCUGUUACAGAGUGCGAGAAAUCCAAAAACGGUGCCAGUGAUCCCCACGCUGGCCACCAUGGACACGACCCGCACCAGCCUAGAUGAGGUUAUGAAAACCACGAAAAUCAUCAUCGGCUGUUUCGUGGCGGUGACGCUGCUGGCAGCUGCCAUGCUUAUAGUGUUUUACAAACUUCGCAAACGACAUCAACAACGGAGCACGGUGGCGGCAGCCAGGACUAUAGAGAUCAUUAAUGUGGGCGAGGACAUCACACCAUCAGAAGGAGCAGUCGUAGUGCCCUCAGUUCACGACCACAUGAACUACAGCACGUACAAACCAGCACACGGGGCUCACUGGACAGAGAACAGCCUGGGUAACUCGCUCCACACUACAAUACCUGAGCCCUUUAUUAUACAAACACAUACCAAGGAGAAGGUUCAGGAGACUCAGAUCUGACUUCUGUGAUAUUAUAUAAAUGCAAUAGAAUGCACAAGUCAGAAUUUUGUAAAAAGUGCAAAACUCAGACUGUUUUCUUGUAUAUGCUUAUAUCAAAGCAACCAUGGCUGAUUUAAAAAAAUGAUUUUAUAUAUAUAUAUAUAUGUGUGUGUGUAUAUAUAUAUAUAUAUAUAUAUAUAUAAAAAUAAAAUAAACUAUUUUCUAACCUGUAACUUAUGUUUAAGAAGAGACUAAGCAAGAUGCUUUCAUGAUUUGGGGAAAAGAAAUGGGGCCGAACCAAUUUAAAAGGGCAUUCUGUAAUUUUUAAAGCCAAUGCUAUGAGGAUGCAGUAAAACAUAUUUAUAUGGAAAUUCUUUCUAAGCCCAAUACCAGACUUUACAGGUUUAUCUUGUAAAAGCACCAAUUUGUACUGUGCCAAAUGUUAAAAAGGCAAUAAAAAAGGGAUUUUUUUUUGAGAAGCGUUCAUUUAAUUUGUAAUGGAAGAAAAAUCACCAGACAACCUUUGUAUCCAGGUGAAACCAGCGAUGGUUCGUUCCACUACAAGACAACCCUAUGUAUCUGUACAAACACACACUUCUGCAUCCAGCGUUACUGUGAAUUCUAUAAAAUGGUGGAAUUGCGGAUGAGUCUGCUAAUUACUGUAAGACACAAUUGUGCUUUUAGAUGCAAAUUGUGUACGCGCGCGUGGUGUGUGUGUAUAGAUAGAUAGAUAUAUAUAUGGGAAGAAUACAGGGGAGCAUUAGUUGAUCUGAAAGGCAGUGUGGAACUUUUCAGAAACCACUGCUGACACAGGAUUCUGAAAAUAUCUGCAGUAAACCCAAAGUAAGGGAAUAAGGAGGGGGAGAAUCUGGGCGUAAUAUGAAGCAGUAACCCUUUCACAACUUCAACAAGAAUAGAAUGCAUUUGUCAAGGCUACAAUGAUUUAUAAAACAUUACGUAAUGUUGGCUGUUUCUCAAACCCUGCAUUCUACUUUUCACCAUAAGUACUUUGUUUUAUUGUUGGCAGAUUCCAGCUGCAGUAUGUUCAAUUGCACAUUGUGAAGGACAUUUAGCAUUGAAAAGGUUAAC
Molecule: messenger RNA, 4029 nt
Organism: Stegostoma tigrinum
Lineage: Eukaryota; Metazoa; Chordata; Chondrichthyes; Orectolobiformes; Stegostomatidae
Product: leucine-rich repeat-containing protein 4
Exons: 1
Coding region: 1063-2961 (632 amino acids)
Biological process (GO): modulation of chemical synaptic transmission; synaptic membrane adhesion; postsynaptic density protein 95 clustering
Cellular component (GO): glutamatergic synapse; postsynaptic density membrane; plasma membrane
Molecular function (GO): protein binding
Source: RefSeq, a predicted model, not a curated record